AUGCUGCUGAGCCCGAGCCGCUGCCGGCUCGGAGCGCGCCGGCCCGGGCCCGCCCGUAGCCCGGGGGGCCCCCGCACCGACUACUGCGGCGGCCUGCCCCAGCCGCCCCCGCCGCCCGGGGCGCCCCGCCGCUCCGCUCUGCCGGCCGCGGCCCAGCCGACAUCCUGGCCCGCCUACAAGCUGCAGCGGGACCGGGACUUCGAGGACCCCUACACGGGGGCUGGCCGGGGGCCUCGCGCCCGACGCCCGCUACGGCUCUCCAAGCCACCGGCUCAUCAAGGUGGACGCAGCGGAGAAGGCGCCCGAGGAGCCCGCCCGGAGCAGGUGAUUGUCCUCGAGGACUAUGCAGAUCCCUUUGAUGCCAAGCAAGCAGCCAGUGGCCAGCCGGGGCAGGAGAAGGUGGCAGAAAAUGAUGGGUACAUGGAGCCCUACGAAGCCCAGAAGAUGAUGGCUGAGAUUCGCCUGAAGGGCUCCCUCGAGGCCCCCGGCCAGCCGCUGCCCCUGUACGACACACCUUAUGAGCCAGUGCCCAAUGGGCUACCCCCAGACAGCGAGCACCCAUCCUGUGUCCGGCCCCGGGAGUCGCGGCUGCCCCAGGACGAUGAUCGCCCACCCGAGGAGUACGACCAGCCCUGGGAGUGGAAGAAGGAGCGCAUCUCCAAGGCCUUUGCAGUUGAGAUCAAAGUGAUCAAAGACUUGCCAUGGCCUCCCCCCGUUGGACAGCUUGACAGCAGUGCAAGCCCCCCCGACAGCGAGGCCCACGCCCCUGCGCACCCCCGCCAGCCCCAGCACAGCCAUGAAGACACCAACGGCCACUGUGAGGGGCCAGGGCAUGGCCACUUGUCGCCCAGCAGGGAGGAGAAGGCCCGAACUGCGAACAGACAUGUGAGUGGGAACCCCAAGACAGAGCCCAGCCCGGCCCUCGGGGAGAGGAUCAACCCCACCCUGCCUCUGGAGAGCCAGUGCUGGUACCAUGGGGCGAUCAGCCGGACGGAUGCUGAGACCCUGCUGAGGCUGUGCAAGGAGGCCAGUUAUCUGGUGCGCAACAGCGAGACCAGCAAGAACGACUUCUCUCUCUCCCUCAAGAGCAGCCAGGGUUUCAUGCACAUGAAACUCUCCCGCACCCAGGAGAACAAAUACGUGCUGGGCCAGAACAGCCCCCUGUUUGAAAGUGUGCCCAAGAUCAUCCACCACUACACCAACCACAAGUUGCCCAUCAAGGGGGCUGAACACAUGUCCCUGCUCUACCCAGUGGCUAUCCGAACUCUAUAGCCUGCUGUGCAGCAAGGAGGUGCCCAGGGAGCACCCAGCUUGGGCCUGGCAUGCACGCAGCUCCCCCAGGCAGAGCCAAGGAAGGGCUCUGGACAGCUGGCCAAAGUACAGACUCACUGGUACAGCUGGCUCUGGGCCCGGCGCUGGGAGUGGCUGGACCACAAGCUGCACUCUGGAUUCUUGCCAACACAGUAGGGCGCUUCCCAAACCCUAGGGGAUGCGCCCCUUCUCUGGGACCAGCUUGUGUAUAUACCCCAUGGAAAGGGCCAGGUAUGACUACCACUGUGUCUACCGCCCGCUCGCCGGUCUUCUGCCUGCAGGCCUGGCCCAGGUGGCUCCCACGGUUCCCGUUGCCAAGACUGGGAAAAGAACAGGGGCGUGGGCUUUGGUGGAGUCCCAGAGACCAAGGGGGGAAUUG
Messenger RNA from Chelonoidis abingdonii (Abingdon island giant tortoise), 1690 nucleotides. RefSeq names its product Src homology 2 domain containing F (gene SHF). Lineage: Eukaryota; Metazoa; Chordata; Testudines; Testudinidae. The record is from RefSeq and is a predicted model, not a curated record. Gene Ontology annotation, molecular function: phosphotyrosine residue binding.